Messenger RNA from Galeopterus variegatus (Sunda flying lemur), 1695 nucleotides. It is a transcript of the gene PDP2, whose product is annotated as pyruvate dehyrogenase phosphatase catalytic subunit 2. NCBI's taxonomy places the organism in Eukaryota, Metazoa, Chordata, Mammalia, Dermoptera, Cynocephalidae. Gene Ontology annotation, biological process: protein dephosphorylation. The transcript has a single exon. Bases 34 to 1626 code for a protein of 530 amino acids. The record is from RefSeq and is a predicted model, not a curated record. Gene Ontology annotation, molecular function: cation binding; protein serine/threonine phosphatase activity.
GUUGAAGGAACAAUUUGCUGGUGUAGUGUCAGAAUGUCAAGUACUGUGUCCUACUGGAUCUUAAAUUCUGCAAGGAACAGCAUUGCCACAUUACAAGGAGGCAAACGCUUAUACUCAAGAUGUGUCUCAAAUAGGAAUAAAUCAAAAUGGAGACUCUUUUCACAGCUGCCACUCACCCUAAAAAACAGUUCUGCAUGUGGUAGCUUCAAUCUGUGGAAAGCCCACAGACACACAUCGACGGAGGAGGAUGAUUUCCACUUGCAGCUCAGCCCUGAGCAGGUAAAUGAAGUGCUUCGAGCUGGAGAGUCAGUCCACAAGAUUCUUGAUGUUGACAGUGGAGUCCCAAAUUCAGUGUUGCGGUUUGAGAGCAACCAGUUGGCUGCCAAUUCCCCAGUGGAGGACCGGCGAGGUAUAGCCUCCUGUCUGCAGACCAGCGGACUGAUGUUUGGCAUCUUUGAUGGACAUGGUGGUCACGCAUGUGCACAAGCCGUGAGCGAGAGGCUCUUCUACUAUGUGGCAGUGUCCCUGAUGUCCCACCAGACCCUGGAGCAGAUGGAGGGAGCAAUGGAAAGCAUGAAGCCCCUGCUGCCCAUCCUACAGUGGCUCAAGCAUCCGGGGGACAGUAUCUAUAAGGAUGUCACGUCAGUACAUCUUGACCACCUCCGUGUCUAUUGGCAGGAACUACUUGACCUGCACAUGGGAAUGGGACUGAGCAUUGAGGAAGCAUUAAUGUACUCAUUCCAGAGACUGGAUUCUGACAUCUCACUGGAAAUCCAGGCCCCUCUUGAAGAUGAGAUGACAAGGAACCUGUCACUCCAGGUUGCUUUCUCUGGGGCAACUGCUUGCAUGGCUCAUGUCAAUGGAAUUCACUUGCACGUGGCAAAUGCUGGUGACUGCCGGGCCAUUCUUGGUGUCCAGGAGGACAAUGGCAUGUGGUCUUGUCUUCCUCUCACCCAUGACCACAAUGUUUGGAACCAGGCUGAGCUGUCCCGGCUAAAGAGGGAGCACCCUGAGUCAGAGGACAGGACGAUCAUCAUGGACAACAGGCUGCUAGGUGUCCUCAUGCCCUGCAGAGCCUUCGGGGAUGUCCAGCUGAAGUGGAGUAAAGAGCUGCAGCGCAGCGUCCUAGAGAGGGGCUUUGAUACUGAGGCCCUCAACAUUUACCAGUUCACUCCCCCACACUACUAUACUCCACCCUACCUGACCGCCGAGCCUGAGGUCACAUACCACAGGCUGAGGCCCCAGGAUAAAUUCCUUGUGCUGGCCUCAGAUGGCCUGUGGGACAUGCUGGGCAAUGAGGAUGUGGUGAGGCUGGUGGUGGGGCACCUGGCUGAACCGGGUCAGCAUAAACCAGAUCUGGCCCAGAAACCCGCCAACCUAGGGCUCAUGCAGAGCCUGUUGCUGCAGAGGAAAGCCAGUGGGCUCCAUGUGGCAGACCAAAAUGCAGCCACACAUCUGAUUAGACACGCCAUUGGGAGCAACGAGUACAGGGAGGUGGAGCCGGAGCGGCUGGCAGCGAUGCUGACAUUGCCAGAGGACUUGGCAAGGAUGUACAGGGAUGAUAUCACUGUUACUGUGGUGUAUUUUAACUCAGACUCAAUUGACGCCUAUUACAAGGGGGGUUAAGAGUCUCCCAUCCUAUUGCCAAGGUUAACAUAAAUACUCUUUUAAAAUAUUUUCACUUAUUCUUUUUUU